Plasmodium cynomolgi strain B is the source of this 459-nucleotide messenger RNA. RefSeq lists its product as hypothetical. Lineage: Eukaryota; Apicomplexa; Aconoidasida; Haemosporida; Plasmodiidae. The record is from RefSeq and is a predicted model, not a curated record. Bases 1 to 459 code for a protein of 152 amino acids. The transcript is spliced from 3 exons.
AUGAAAACCAUCACCGAAAACGCAGUCCUCACAGAAACGAUUUGCCCCAGUAAGAAUGUGCUCAAGUACGAGGAAAAGGUUUUCGUAAACCGGGGGGAAUCGCUCAUCAAGGUGGACCCGUCUUACUACAUCAAGCAAAAAGUCCUGAACAUCCAAAACCUGAACUACUUGCUAAGCAGCUACUCCGAAUUUUUCGAAAACUACAGAACGCUCUGCAUCCUCUCCGUGUUGAAUAUUUUCAUAGUUCUCUUUCUUCUCCUUCUGUACUUGUUAUUUUCCCUCAUAAUAUUUCUACCGGCCUUUUUUUUGAUAUGCUCCCUGUUCUUCUGUUCGUUUCCCAUGUUCUACCCCUUAAUUAAGGUACCACGCGAGCGCACACGGUGUGCAGGAACGGGAGGAAGCGCGUCGAAACGGGAGGAAGCGCUUCGAAGCGGGACGAAGCGCGGCGAAGCCAAGUGA